Molecule: messenger RNA, 848 nt
Organism: Clarias gariepinus (North African catfish)
Lineage: Eukaryota; Metazoa; Chordata; Actinopteri; Siluriformes; Clariidae
Product: Receptor expression-enhancing protein 6-like
Exons: 5
Coding region: 32-586 (184 amino acids)
Source: RefSeq, a predicted model, not a curated record
ACACACACACACACACACACACUCUCUCACCAUGUGGGCCGCGGUGACGGAGCGCUGCGACGAGAUUCUAACGGACCAGAACCGCGUGAGAGACUGUUUAACCGCCCUAGAGAGAAGAACCGGAGUACAGAGACAUUACAUCAUCUCAGGUGCACUGUGCAUCAUCGCUCUGUACCUGAUAUUCGGUUACGGUGCAUCUCUCCUCUGCAACCUGAUUGGCUUCGCCUACCCUGCCUACGCUUCUGUGAAGGCGAUCGAGAGCAGAAAUAAGGAUGAUGACACACAGUGGUUGACGUACUGGGUUGUGUACGGUCUCUUCAGUGUGGCCGAAUUCUUCUCCGAUAUUUUCCUCUUCUGGUUUCCCUUUUAUUAUGCUGGAAAGUGUGUGUUCUUGUUAUGGUGCAUGGCCCCGGUCUCCUGGAACGGGUCUCAGCUGAUCUACACUCGAGUGGUUCGUCCGUUCUUCCUGCAGCACGAGGCGACGCUCGACAGUGUGGUGAAGGACCUGACUGGAAAAGCCAAGAGUGCGGCCCAGUCUGCUACUACAGAGGGUUUCACUCUGCUCUCCAGCGAUAAGAAUAAAUAAUCAUUUGCAGCAGGUGAUGUAAAGAAAACGACGGCAUUUCUCUUCACCACGGUGCCUUAAAUAAUCACCCACUUUUAAUUCAUCUUCAUCAUCACCCUCAUGAUCAUCACCCUCAUCAACAGCAAUGGAGCUACAUCUGUUUAUAAUGUGAAUUAGUGUUAAUGCCUCCCUUAACUCCAUAACUGUACCUCAUGAAGGAUGCUGUGUGUUUUUGUUUUCAGAUCAGUUUUAAUAUAUAAAAUAAACUAAUAAUAAACUUUAA